Messenger RNA from Ictalurus furcatus (blue catfish), 5000 nucleotides. RefSeq names its product sphingosine-1-phosphate phosphatase 1b (gene sgpp1b). The transcript has 5 exons. Gene Ontology annotation, cellular component: endoplasmic reticulum membrane. The record is from RefSeq and is a predicted model, not a curated record. The coding region runs from base 296 to 1711 and encodes 471 amino acids. Gene Ontology annotation, molecular function: sphingosine-1-phosphate phosphatase activity. Gene Ontology annotation, biological process: phospholipid dephosphorylation; sphingosine metabolic process. NCBI's taxonomy places the organism in Eukaryota, Metazoa, Chordata, Actinopteri, Siluriformes, Ictaluridae.
UUCCUGCUAGUCGCUUUACGUGAACGAUCUGUCAUUAACCGGAUAUUCCAGUCGUGCGCGCGAGAUAACGGUGUUUUGUUACGUCGAGCGUGCGAACCGUCCUGGUCUCUCAAUGUUUUUCUUUUUAACUCAGGAAACGGCUCUGGAGCGUGUCAUUUUUCAGAACUAAAGCCCAAACUUUUCCGCCAUGGAGCGAGCUAAUCUAGCUUGCUAGACACAAAGCUGAACAAGCCGGCUAGCACAAAACAAACGCCGCUCUCGUUUGACCCGAUUCGGUGACGCGGAGCUGGUAAACAUGGGAAGCGCUUUAAGGACGGAGUUAACGUGGCUGUUGAGUUCGUUGCACGACCCGCAGCACGUCGCCCGGUUUCAGGAGCUGUGCGGGGUGCGGAGCGCGUUCACCGGAAACCGAGCCGGCGCGCGAGACUCGUGCGGCGAAAAGAUGGACGGAGACCAGCGGAAGAGCGAAGGUAAAGGGAAGCAGCAGGACGUCAACGGCGCGGUGAACGGGACGGCGAACGGGGCCGCUGGAGAUAGCGCUCGCGCGUGCCCGUCUGACGGCUCCGGUACGGGCGGGACCGCGCGAGGCCCGCUGCGCAGGAACUCUCUGACCGGAGACGUGGGCCACCAGUUCGUGAUCGAGAACCGGUUCCUGUACUACGCGUUCACGCUGGGCACGGAGCUGGGCAACGAGCUGUUCUACAUCAGCUUCUUCCCGUUCCUCACCUGGAACGUGGACCCGUACGUCGCGCGCCGUCUGAUCGCGAUCUGGGUCUGGGUCAUGUACCUGGGCCAGUGCACGAAGGACCUGGUGCGGUGGCCGCGGCCUCCCUCGCCUCCCGUGGUCAAACUGGAGGUGUUUUACGACUCCGAGUACAGCAUGCCGUCCACACACGCCAUGUCCGGUACCGCCGUGCCGCUGGGACUGUUCCUGCUCACCUACGGCCGCUGGGAGUAUCCGUUCCUUCUCGGACUCGCGCUGGCUGUGAGCUGGAGCGUGCUGGUGUGCGUGAGCCGCGUCUACAUGGGCAUGCACUCAGUCCUGGACGUGAUUGCCGGUUUCCUCUUCAGCCUGCUCAUCCUGGCCGUUUUCAGUCCAGUCCUGGAUGCCAUCGACACGUUUAACCUGUCUUCCACUUACGCCCCCGUCCUCGUCGUCUCGCUCCACGCCGUCUUGGGGCUGUUCUCCUUCACCCUGGACACGUGGAGCACGUCCCGUGGCGACACCGCUCAGAUCCUGGGCACGGGCGCGGGCAUCGCCGUGUCGUCCCACCUCAACCACCAGCUGGCUCUGAUCCACGAUCCUCCCGCCUCCAUGCUGCCCAUGCAGGCUCCGCCGCUCAGCUUCGGCCUCUUCGGGUGGAGCUUGCUCCGAUUUGUCCUGGGCGUGGUGAUGCUGAUGAUCACCAGGGCGGUUAUGAAGGCUCUGACGAUCCCCCUGGUGUGCCGCGUCGUCGGGAUCUCGAGCCAGGACGUCCGCAGAGCCAGGCAGCACAUGCAGUGUCUCACCUUAAGAAGGAAAGAAAGAACGGAGUACGCAGGACUCUACAGAAGAGGGCAGGAAUGGAUAAGAGUUCCAUACAAUGGAAGGCGGUGGGAACCAAAACUAUUUGGUUACCAACAUUCUUCAAAAUAUCUUCCUUGGCGUUCCUUAGAAGAAAGAAAUGCAUACAGCACUUUGGUUGUCCUCAUGGUGAUGGGUGGCAAAUGACACGAGCGCCACCCAGUGGUGAGUACUUUCAGAGCAGAAAUAAUUAUAAAGUGUGUGUGUGUGUGUGUGUGUGACAGAGAGAGAGAGAGAGAGAACUUUUCACUUAUACUUCACUAUGAUUUUUGCCAAACGUUCAUCCAGCCCUUCUCAUUUAAAGGGGGAGAAAACCGAAUAACUUUAUUUGACCAUUAUGACCGUUAUUUCUGUCCGAGCACCAAAUCGAUUCUUCAGAUCCGACUCUGACUCCAGAUCAGCCGAAAAGAACCGACUCAGUGUUCUGAGUCAAAAAGAACCGAUUCCAACAUCCCCGCUGAGAAGAAAGAAAAAAAAACCCAAUAGAAACCCUUUUAGAAUUUGUAAUAGUUUUAAUGGUUAUAUUGGGUUGUAUUGUAUUGGUGUGAAUGGUCCCUGUGGAUACUAGACACAACAUUAAUAAAGACUGGUAAUGGUUAGCCAGUGGUUUGUAAUGGUAUUUGUAGUGAAACCCAUUAGAAUUCCUGUGAGGUUUCUGUUAGAUGUCUAUUGUUUGUGUGUUUUUAAGCAGGGAAACGAUUUAUACGAUCUAAUGCAAAGAUUUGAAUCAAAGAACUGAUUCGUUUGCGAAUCAAAGAACUGAUUCGUUUGCGAAUCAGAAAAUGAAUAUACUGUAUGGCAAGAUAAAGAGAAUUGCUAAUUACUAGUAUUUUAUCAGAUAAACAUAAAACAUUGUGGCUGUGUUUUUACAACUUGGUUACAGACGGCUUAGUUUUUCUGUCAAGUGCCACACACACAGACACACACACACACACACACACACACACACACAGAGUUUUACUCAGUAAACAUUUUACUAAACAAAAUGGCAGCUAGCAUCCUCUGUGAGGAACUACGUUAGCCAUGUCCAUAUUUUCUGGAAUCAAAUUUGUGCCAAACAUUUCGAAAAUAACUUGGCAAAUAUCAAACAAAGCAAGACUGUAAACAGGCCUUCGUUUCAAGCUCUUUUGUGUUUAUUUUUAGUUGUUUUCUAUUUUUUUUUAAAAUUCUCUUCUCAGUUUAUUACUGUUUUAGAUGCUUGACAAAUUGUUUGAUACUUUUGAUACACAUUUAAUUUGUAUCCUGACGCAUACAAGAACAGACUGGUGAAUCUUCAAAAUGGCCGCCAUGGGUAUACUGAAAAUCUUUUUGUUUUUUUUUUGUUUUUUGUCUUUAUUGUUAAUAUUUUUCUUGCUAUAUACUAUAAUGUUUUUUUUUUUUAGCAAGGCCCCAAAAACAAUCCUACCACUUUUUCUUUUUGAUUUGCACCCAAAUACACUGUACAAAUACUAUUACAACUUCCUGUGAAUCCUGUAAGUUUCUUUUAACCCGGAUCAUUUCAGUGUAUAUUUUAUUAUAAUAUAACUAACGACUGUUUUGUCCGGCGCAGGUGCGGUCACGAAGCUCCUGGAGGCUCCGAGAAAUUUGCAUUUAUUUGACAUCCUUCUAAAGGUUGCCAAUGAUUUAGACAUGUGUUUUUGAGAGAAAACACAUUUAAGGUAAAUAGUUUCCCCAGCUGUUUGAGUGGACAGUCUAAAUCAUUGUGUGUAACGUUUAUUUGAUACACUCGGAAAUUUGCAUCGCUCACUUGAAGGGUGUCAAUAAUUCUGGAGUUGCUUAAAUAAUAUGUAUAAAUGAUCUUGUGCAAAACAUUUAAAACCACACCUAAAGUCUUAAUGAGCAGUACAAAGCUGUUUUUAUUUUGUCUGGAUUUGGCAACUGUCUGUAAUGUCUUGCUGGGUCUCCCUCACAUGCCCACACUUCUUCAUGGACGGAGGAGUGGUGUUCUUCCAUCUCUGGAGAAUUUUACGCAAAUCAAUAGCUACUGUUUUGCAUGCUGAUUUUAAUUUCCUUAGGAAUACCAACUUUGCCUGUCAUGAAGCAUGGGCUUUAAGGUGUAACGCUUUUGGAGACAUUUUGGUUGCCAAAUGUGGCUUUGGGGAGUAUGACUAAAUUGUGUCGUCCUGAGGUGGUUUGUCACCUGAUUUACGUCUGUUUAUCUUGGGUGUAUUUACAGGACAGUUCCAACCCUGAUAUUAUCCUGAUACAUCUCCUAGCGACUCGUCCAUGAUAUCCAUACUUGUUCGGUCUUUUUCUGAUUGCGCCGUCAUAAACAUAAACGUUUAAUUUGCUUCCAGAGGCCUGUACAAUACAUGAUGUAGCUCUUGGGUUUUUCUUUAUUUACAUCUCUGAGCAUUAAAUGGUCUGUCCUAACCCUAACCUUUCCUUCCUAGGAAGAUUGGAAGAACUGUCUUGAAGGCUCUCCAUUUACAAACCAUCCGUCUCACUGCAGAAUGAUGAAUUUCAAAUUGUUUGGAGACGGCCUUAUAUCCCUUCCCAGACUGAUGAGCAGCAACAGUUGCUUCUCUGAGCUCAUGGCUGAUGUCCUUUCACUUCAGUGUUCCAGAACGCCAACCUGCCAAAAGUUCUUGCUUUUAUCGAGGUAGUCAUGGUUCUUGAUGAUGAACUAAUAUCAUUUCAUGUGCAUUUCAUUAGUAACACCUGGCUGCUUAUUACUCUCUUAAUCGCACUGUUCGUCGUCACCCAGAUGAACACGGGUUCCUUUCUGAGCCUGGAUCCUGAAAUCUUCUAAAAUCUUAUCACUGAAUAUCAUUUUAUUACCCUUAUGUUUUAUGUGUUUGACUUUUAUGACUUUUAUAUCUACAUUUGUGUUUUAAAAGAAAAAUAAUUACAAUUCAAUAACUAAAAAUAAAUAAUAAUAAUAAAACAAACAGAAUUUUUUUUGAUCGGUUUGCUUUAUUUGAUAGCAAUAAUGAACUGUAUCCUAGUUCUAUUUUUGUCUCAUUCGUCCACAAAACAUUUUUCCAUUUGCCUUCCAAUAAUAGGGCAAUGGUAGCUCAGUAGUUAAGACAUUGGACUAUUGAUCGGAAGGUCAUGAGUUCAAAUUCCAGCACCGCCAAGCUGCCACCGCUGGGCCCUUGAGCAAGGUCUUAAACCGUCAACUGCUCAGUUGUAUAAAUGAGAUAAAUGGAAGUCGCUCUGGAUAAGGGUGUCUUCCAAAUGCUAUAAAUGUAUUGUCGUUUGUGGUUUAUUUAACAUUUAAGGAAGGAGUCUCCAGUGUCAGCACUUUGUAACGGUCAGGGGUGCAGCUCUAAUUCUUCUGAAAGUUUUCCGACACCUACAGGACAGAGAAGUUUCCACUUUGCAGUUUCUCAGUAACAUGACAAGCUGUGUUUUUGUUUUGUUGUUGUUGUUUGUUUGUUUUUUGUCUUAUUGACUUCAAAAUAAAGCUAAAAGGAAAGGCUGGUGAAGAAAU